AUGGUUCCUCAGUUCUACCACCACUACUAUAGCUGUCUGCCACCACUACCACCACUAUUACAGCUGUCUGCCACCACUACCACCACUAUACAGCUGCCCUUCCACCACCAGCUCGAAACCCAAGUCCUCCUGAUCAUCGUGUCAACCAUUAUUUGUCUCUCAUGAAGCCUCACCUUGCCUCCUCCUCAUCAUCCCUCUGGCGGUUGUGUGUACCGCCAAGAUGGUGGAUCAAGACAACUGUAGCCCAGUUUGUCUUCACAAAAAUCCUCUUGAUAAAGUGCCUGACCCUAUGAACUGUACCAACUACUACAUCUGUCUCGGGGACGACAUGCCCGCUGACCACUCGGUGCCUUGUGAGUCAGGGAACAUCUUCGACAAUAAAACAAAUGAAUGUAUUUCCGGCACUGACUGUGACCCCAUCUGUAAGCCAUUAUUCUGCCCCAUCACCUGCAACGGUACCUACUCCCUCAUCAGUGACCCCUUCAGGUGUGAUCAAUACUACAUCUGUAUUCCCGGGGGUGUGCAGGGACCCAUCACCUGCCAGCCUGACAGGCCUUACUUUGACGGGAAGGCCUGCGUCAAAUCUAAGGAAGUUUGCUGCGAGGUUCCUUGUAUUCAUAUUGUCACCCGGGAGAUAUACAGAUCGUUGCCAACGGACUGUCACAUGUACUACAUCUGUACUGCUGAAGGACCAGUGGACCCAAACCUGCACUUCACUUGUCCUAGUGGAGACGUGUUUGAUUACCAAGUUGGUCGGUGUGUCAAAGGUGAUAAAUGCACCACCCUUUGUCCAGCAUUUCCACGUCUCGCUUAACGGUGCUUACAGUGCGUGAAGUGCUCACCUCACCUCACCUUACCACACCACAGCACAGCACACACCACCACACCACAGCACACACACACACACACCAC
Molecule: messenger RNA, 912 nt
Organism: Homarus americanus (American lobster)
Lineage: Eukaryota; Metazoa; Arthropoda; Malacostraca; Decapoda; Nephropidae
Product: peritrophin-48-like
Exons: 2
Coding region: 221-814 (197 amino acids)
Cellular component (GO): extracellular region
Molecular function (GO): chitin binding
Source: RefSeq, a predicted model, not a curated record